GCGGGCGCGUCGGCCGGCGAGGGAGCAGCAAACGGCCGGCGGCGGGCGCCGCGCGGGGGGCCGGCGGCGCGGAGGAGGCGGCGGUGGCCAUGGCUGAGGCGUCGCCGCAGCCUGGACGGUACUUCUGCCACUGCUGCUCGGUGGAGAUCGUGCCGCGCCUGCCGGACUAUAUCUGCCCGCGAUGCGAGUCCGGGUUCAUCGAGGAGCUUCCGGAAGAGCCCAGGAGCGCAGAGAGCAGCUCAGGCCCCUCCACGGCCCCCUUGGACCAGGGCCGGCAGCCGUUCGAGAACGUGGACCAGCACCUCUUCACGCUGCCGCAGGGCUACGGGCAGUUCGCCUUUGGCAUCUUUGACGACAGCUUCGAGAUCCCCACGCUGCCCCCCGGGGCGCAGACCGACGACGGCAGGGACCCUGAGGGCCGGCGGGAGAGGGAGCCGCACUCCCGCCACCGCUACGGUGCCCGGCAGCCCCGCGCCCGCCUCACUGCUCGGCGGGCCACCGGCCGGCACGAGGGCGUCCCCACGCUGGAAGGGAUCAUCCAGCAGCUGGUCAACGGCAUCAUCACCCCCGCCACCAUCCCCAACCUGGGCCUGGGCCCCUGGGGCGUCCUGCACUCGAACCCGAUGGACUACGCCUGGGGGGCCAAUGGCCUGGACGCCAUCAUCACGCAGCUCCUCAACCAGUUUGAGAACACGGGCCCCCCGCCCGCCGACAAGGAGAAGAUCCAGGCCCUCCCCACCGUCCCCGUCACCGAGGAGCAUGUAGGCUGCGGGCUGGAGUGCCCGGUGUGCAAGGACGACUACCGGCUGGGCGAGCGUGUGCGGCAGCUGCCCUGCAACCACCUGUUCCAUGACGGCUGCAUCGUGCCCUGGCUGGAGCAGCAUGACAGCUGCCCCGUCUGCCGGAAGAGUCUCACGGGACGGAACACAGCCACCGAUCCCCCGGGCCUGGGCGGCGUGGCCUUCUCCUCGUCCUCGUCCUCGUCCUCCUCCAGCUCCCCAGGCAGCGAGAACCCAGCCAGCAGCGCCUGAACGGCGUCCACGUGCGCACAGGGCCCACGGCCCAGCCUGGGAGGCCCCACGGGGCCAGGACUGUGGGGCGGCCGCGCUUGCUGCGGGCAGAGGCUGGAGCACCCGCUGCCUCCCGCCGUGGGGAAGCUUGCCCUCCCAGACGGCCCGCGGGCCUGCGAGGGGCACAGGCACACGUGGCCCCGGCGUCCGGCCUGCCCCGUCUGUCUAACCUCGCUCUCUACGUGUUCGGCGGUGGAAAGGUUUUUAUAAUUUUAAAUUAUUACUGCUUUGAAAUAAAUGGACGUUGAGCUCACUCGCGGGCCCGCAUGAUCUGUGGAAGCACAGGGUGGAGCCGCUCGCGGGGACUCGGGACCAAAGGACGGCCUGGGACAGCACAGCGACCGAGCACGACCCGCAGAACCAGAACCAAGCGAGAGCAGCACGGCCCCGGGGUGUCUUCACAGGAAGCCUUGCUUGUGUCUGGAAAGCUAUUAAAAUACACCUACGUGGAAAGA
Molecule: messenger RNA, 1525 nt
Organism: Equus caballus (horse)
Lineage: Eukaryota; Metazoa; Chordata; Mammalia; Perissodactyla; Equidae
Gene: RNF126
Product: ring finger protein 126
Biological process (GO): protein ubiquitination
Cellular component (GO): cytoplasm
Molecular function (GO): ubiquitin protein ligase activity
Source: RefSeq, a predicted model, not a curated record